AUGCCGGCCAACGGCUCGGACUAUAAAAAAGAUAAGACUGACUCCGUAUCGAGCGUCUUAGCGCAUAAAAUUGACAAGGACAAAGCGGAUAAAGCUAAAAAAAAAAUUAAAGAUAUUCAGGACCAACUCACGCUUAGUGAGGAGGCCAGGGUUAGUAGCGAGGAAGCCAGGGUUAGAGCGGAAGCGGAAACCGCAAAAUUAAGAUUGGAAGUCCAAGGACUUAAACACCAGUUAGAACAGGUUAAUUUCACACUCAAUAAAAUAGUGGCGCAAGCCGACAAAGCCGAUAUAAAAAAUAACAUCCUAAUGGAGAAACUUCUUGCACUUAGCAAGAAAGAGACUGACAAGACAGACAAAAUAACCAAAGACAAUAAAGAAAAGACAGACAACAUAAACAAACAAAGUAAAAUACCUAAGACCAAACACACAACUUUAACAACAGAACCAACUAAAAUAGUAAAGACAGACGAAAUAAAUUCAACAAUAACAACUGACGAAACAAAAGAAGUAACAGUAACUUCUGAUUUAAAUAACGAUCUCACCGCCACCGACGGCGAAAAUAACGAUAAUGACAUGGACAUUGACAACGAAGACAGGUUAAGCACCUACUCAUACGACUCGACAGACGAACAAGGUUUUCGUAAAAGGAAAACACGUAGAGAAAGACGAACCGCCGCAAAACACAGAAAAAACGACGACCACCCGACUACUGUAAAUAAUAAUAAUAAUAAUAGUAACGCGACUAAUACCGAUAAAAAUCAAAACAUCAAUGCGAGUAAAACGGACGAACCUAAAAUUCCGAAAGUGGCAUCUAUACUGCUAGAUGCCAGUUCUAACUGGGUAAAAAUUACCCGCGAAUUUGAAAUUAAUAAUAUAUUUUACGAAAUGGCAGUUGUAAAAGGCAACGGCACACGGGUAUGGCCGAAAACCUCAGACGACUACCGAAAAAUGACGUUGCACCUUGAAAAAACAGGUGUAAAAUUCUUCUGCCAUCAACUGGCAGAGGACAAGUCAUAUAAAGCGGUACUAAAAGGAAUACCAACUAAUAUGUCGCCAGUAGACAUAAUGACAGACCUUGUUAUACAGGGUCUGCACCCCAUCAAGGUGCAACGGAUGACCUCAAGAGUGGACAAAAGGGCUCUACCCUUAUUCUUGAUCGACGUACCCCAGUCCGAAAAGGACGAUAUACUACAAGUCAUCCGGUGUGUAGGACUUGUAGUCAAAGUUGAGGCCCAAAGGGCUCCAAACGGCGCGACUCAGUGCUAUCGGUGCCAGGGGUACCAUCACGCACAAUCCAUGUGCCACAUGGAUGAGCGAUGCGUGAGAUGUGGUGGAAACCACAGAGCUGCUCUGUGCAAAAGGCCUCUCAACGAGAAAGCCACUUGCGCAAAUUGCCGCGGGGAACAUCCUGCGAGUUAUAGAGGAUGUCCGAAAGCACCAAACAUGGGUGUUAGUAGGAGGCCCCAGGCACCUAAACCAAGACAAUUUAACUCAAAAACCACGACACAAGGUGUCAGUUACGCCCAACAACUAAAUCAAAAUAACAGCGGUAAUAAUAAUAAUAACAAUAAUAAUCAAGCUGACUUUUUCGAACAAAUGAAAAAGCAGAUGCAAGCGCAAAUGACGCAAAUCAAUAUCAAUAAUAAUAAUAAAAUUGAGAUUAACAAGGAAAAUAAAGAGAAUGAAUCUGAUUUCACAAUCAUCGAAAAUUAUCGAACUUUGGAAGAUGGAACUUUACUUAUGGAAACUGUUAUCUCUGAAGAUACAGUCAGUAGUGAAAAAUAUUGUAAAGAUGAAAAUAUGAAAAAUUCUGUAUCGCAAACAGAAUCAAGAAAAGAAAUAAGCGAAUGUUGCAUUGAAGGCACAGAAACGGAAAUUAUUACAAUACUACAAUUAGAAAGUGAAAAGACGUUACAAGAACUAAACAUAACCCAAAACGAUGUUCUAAAUUUGAAUCAAAAUAAUGUACUUACACAAGACAUUGAAGACAAGCCAGAUAGUGAACAAAUGAUAGAAUCAGGAAACAUACAUGAUAAUGUGGAAGAAGUGCACGAAAUUAUAACAUAUGAGAUGGAUGAAGAAAUGAACGAUGAGGAAUUAGUGCAAGAAGAUUUGGAUGCUAUAGAGAUAGAAAAGUUGCAGAAAAAAGAAAAUGUUACAAAGAAAAGAAGUGAAACCGCAUUACGGAGAUUACAUGGAAAAUCGUAUGUUGGCUAUAAAAGAAACAAGGACAAAGUUAUAACACACGAUUGCAAGAGGGAAGGAAGAAAAAUGAGAGAAAGGUGUCUUGUUGGAACAAGACACGUGAAACGUAGACGAAAAUAUGUUCGUGAAAGGGACGGUGAGGAAGUUUUAAAGAAAAGUGUGGGUCAUGAUUAUUUUUUAGUAACAGUAAGUGGACAACGUCUAAAAGUUUGUAGAGUACUAUUUUUAAAUACGCUCAGUCUAGGGGAAGAUACGUUGAAACGUUGGACUAAGCCAGAUGUUCAUAGUAACACAUCUGCAUCAGAUGAGAGUAUAAUAGUUAGUCCAAAGAGAAAGCUAGAAGAAAAUCCUAACCUAUCAGUUACAAAAAAAGCACGGUUGGCUAGAGAAAUCAGAAAAAAAGAAAGAGAAGAUUCUGUGAAACUAUGGCUUGAUGAAAUACCCAAAGUUCCUUCUCAUUACUGCAGGGCAACUUCAAAAAUGAAGUAUGUGGAUAAUGCUUUUAUAUCUAAGCAAAACAUGUUCAAAAUUUACAAAGAAUGGUGUAGAGAAAAAGAUAAAAUACCUGAUAAUCUGAAACUAUUUAAAUCUGUUUUGAAAUUAGAGAAAAUUUCUGUUCAUAAACCCCGUAAAGAUCAGUGCGACACAUGCGUUGGAUUUAAAGUUGGAACUGUUUCUCAAAAUGAAUAUGACCAACAUCGAAAUAAAGAAAAGGCAGGUAGAGUAGCAAAACAAAAAAUGAAAGAAAGGACAAAGGAGCAUCCUGACACGUUAGUUGUCACUUUGGAUCUGCAGAGUGUCCUGACAUGUCCGAAAGUAUUAGCAUCUCAGUCCUAUUAUAAAAUGAAAUUACAACUCCACAAUUUUACGAUAUAUGCACUGAAUGACAAAAACGUCUCCUUAUAUGUAUGGCACGAAGCUAGUGGUGGCGUUACGUGUAAUGAAUUUACAUCUUGUUUGAUAGAUUAUCUAAGUAAUAUCCCAACUAAUUUCAAAUCAGUUAAUUUGAUAUCAGACGGAUGUAACUACCAAAACAGAAACAAAACUUUAGCCAGUGCGUUGAGUGAUUUUGCAAAAGCGAAAGAUAUAACCAUUCAACAACUUUACUUAGAAAAGGGUCAUACAAUGAUGGAAGCAGAUUCCGUUCACUCCACCCUGGAACACUAUUUUCACCCGCCAAUAAACUCACCUACUGAUUAUAUAGCGAGAAUGCGUAUGGCUCGUCACAAACAACCAUAUUGCAUUAAAUCAUUAGACUACAAGUUUUUCAAACAAUGCGAACUUGCAAGUAACUUUCGUUCAAUUAGACCAGGCACAAAAACCGGUGAUCCUGUGGUCGUUGAUAUAAGACAAUUAAAAUAUUCACCUAGUGGAGAGGUGUGGUUUACGUUGGACUACUCUGAAGAGUGGCAAAUAUUGCCACAUAAACGUGACUGUCAGGGCAUGUCAGUUUACAAAGCACCCCUGUUCAAGAAACAACCUGCAAUAUCUUAUGAAAAGUAUCAACAUCUGCAAGAAAUGAAGACAGUAAUUGAGGUCGACCAUCACUCAUUUUAUGACCACGAGAAGAAGAAAAAUAAAAAAUAA
This is a messenger RNA of Psylliodes chrysocephalus, 3792 nucleotides long. NCBI's taxonomy places the organism in Eukaryota, Metazoa, Arthropoda, Insecta, Coleoptera, Chrysomelidae. The record is from the annotation of a GenBank genome assembly.